This is a messenger RNA of Nematocida parisii ERTm1, 1363 nucleotides long. RefSeq lists its product as uncharacterized. The record is from RefSeq and is a predicted model, not a curated record. The transcript has a single exon. Bases 1 to 1311 code for a protein of 436 amino acids. NCBI's taxonomy places the organism in Eukaryota, Fungi, Microsporidia.
AUGGGAAUUUCAAAUUAUACAAUAGACGCGUACUACAAAAUGACAAGAAUUGCAAAUAGCAUUUUCUUUCCUCUUUUUAUUAUUACACUACCGUUAUACUGUCUUAUAUAUUAUGUUAUGUUUAUGGGGUACUUGGUAUACGAAGGCCCAGUCUUCUUGCCAGAUUCACUCUACUGCAUAUCUUAUUGCACAUUUAGGUGCUGCAUUAUUAUGGUACUUGGCAAUACAUUAGCUGGUGCCACGUGUGCUAUAGUUAAUUUGUUCUCUCCUUAUUACUUGGCUAAAUGUGUGGCGUAUCUUAUAAGUAUUUUAACCCUUCCCUGCAUUAUGCUAAUCUUAUAUCUGGCAAUUAAUUACGUAUCUGGAAAUAUUUGGUCUAAUGUACUGAGUAUUAUACAGGGCUCUACUACAAUUUUAUUUGGAGGAGUGCUUAUUUCUUUAAUACCACCAUUUUGUAGGAGAAGGGCCCACCUCAUGGCAAAAAUACUUUUAUUUGGAAUGAUUUCCUGUAAGAUCGCACUGCAGUCUAUCCUAUGGGAAUAUACGUAUCUGACAUGCAUUCCUGGUGUAUUUGGCAUGAUAUAUUUAAUUAUUCUUAAAAUGCACAGGUAUUUUUUGCGAAGAAUUAACUUUACAGAACUGUCUAGUUUCACUCACAGACUUAUAUGUAUAGGGUCUGGUGCAUUCAUUCGUAUAUACUUUACACUUAUAGUAUUUAAAAACAUAUUUAAAUUGAAUGACGAGCAGAGAUCGCCAGCCCGUAUGAGCAAGCUAUAUACAGGCGGGAUUCUGUUCAGUAUUUUAGCAGCACUUCUAUCUGGUGAAUAUUCUGCAGUGGGAAUGCCAAUUAACAUGAUUAUGUCACUGCUCUUUUACAUAUUAAAAAUAUUCUUUACCUAUUGGGUGCCAUUCAAAGUCCUUUACGCAAAUAAAGCAUUUGAGAAUGCAUCAGUUGUCAGUAAAGUAGACUGGUUUAGGAAUAACAGAAUGCACUUUGUAUAUUUUGAAGUGUGUAGGUACAUAUUCAUGACAUUCAUAAUUUUAUUACCACUAUGUGUGACGUAUUACAUAUUUGAAAGCUACCAUGGAGGCACCACAUCAGAAAUAUCAAUUACCCUGUCUUUUAUGCGCAUGACAUUUUCUUAUGUAUUCAAUGGAGUAGAGGCAUCUGCUAUGAUUGUGUAUAUAGGCCAAAGACUGUCUCUACCACAGAAAGUAGCUAAAAGAGUCACAUAUACAGAUAUAAUACACAUGUAUAGGCCUAAUAUGAUUUUAGACCACAUAAAUGACUCUGAUCAAUUUACAGAAUGAUUCUUAACCUUGCUGGUCUAUUAAGGAAUUAUCUAUAUUGUAAGUAAAUCAC